AUGCAAAAAAAGUUCAAUUUUCCUUCAGCUAUUGGUGUUAUCGACUGCACCCAUAUACCUAUUCUGAAGCCUUUUAUUCAUGCAGACAAAUAUGUGAACAGAAAGAACUUUGCUAGUAUAACUGUGCAAGCAACGUGCAGUUCAAACGAAGAGUUCACAAGUGUGGAUGUUUCUUGGCCAGGAUCUGUACACGACUCUCGGAUAUGGAAGAACUCUGAUAUAUACAAUGUUAUGAAAUGGAAUAGGGCUAGUGCUGUUUUGUUGGGAGACUCAGGAUUAGGAUUGCAGAAACCGCAGAACAAAAAUCAUACAAUCGGCUGUUUACGAGAGAGCGAGUUAUAA
Messenger RNA from Acanthoscelides obtectus, 342 nucleotides. The record is from the annotation of a GenBank genome assembly. Lineage: Eukaryota; Metazoa; Arthropoda; Insecta; Coleoptera; Chrysomelidae.